Molecule: messenger RNA, 123 nt
Organism: Funneliformis caledonium
Lineage: Eukaryota; Fungi; Glomeromycota; Glomeromycetes; Glomerales; Glomeraceae
Source: the annotation of a GenBank genome assembly
AUGAUGGUUUAUGAUUGCCUCCGCAAGAAAAGAGACUCUACUGUUAUUAGUGUUAGAUAUCAUCACAUCAAAAACAUUUCUCCCUCAUCGGGAAUAAGACAGUUAAGAGUAAUAUUUUCAUCA